Molecule: messenger RNA, 6639 nt
Organism: Pteronotus mesoamericanus
Lineage: Eukaryota; Metazoa; Chordata; Mammalia; Chiroptera; Mormoopidae
Gene: ATP7B
Product: ATPase copper transporting beta
Exons: 22
Coding region: 395-4783 (1462 amino acids)
Biological process (GO): monoatomic cation transport; copper ion homeostasis
Cellular component (GO): membrane
Molecular function (GO): ATP hydrolysis activity; ATP binding; P-type divalent copper transporter activity
Source: RefSeq, a predicted model, not a curated record
CCACUGCAACCCCUCGCCCGGGGGACCCGGCCCCCAGCCCAGAGCUUGCCGCCGGUUGGAGACCAAUGGGAGGUUCUUGCAUGUCUCCGAUCGAUUUCCCAGCCGCCGAGUUCAUUCCCGAGGCGGCUGCGGCGCGUGAGGAUCGCGGUGCUGCGAAGUCAGGCGCGGAGCGGGAGAGCGGACCCCACGCGGGCGCUCGCUAUACCGCACUUCCCCCGCCGUGGUGGGCGAGCCUUGGGAUCUACAUCUCCAGCACGGGUCUGCGCGUCUCACCCUCCCUCCUCCUCUCCCCGAUACACGCCGGAGCUGAAGACCGAGUCCGACGUGCACCGGCUCGAGGUGACCUUUGGGCUGCGGACCAGAUCACAGAAGAAACUGCUGUCUCCGGGAGAAGAUGCCUGAGCGGGAGAGACAGAUGACAGCUAGAGAAGGGGCCAGUAGGAAAAUUCUGGCUAAACUUUCUUUGCCUGCGCGCGUCGGCGAAGCGGCGAUGAAGCAGAGUUUCGCGUUUGACAACGCCGGCUACGAGGGCAGUCUGGACAACGUGUGCCCUUUGCAGGCGGCCACCGGCACCAUCCGCAUUUCGGGCCUGACCUGCCAGUCAUGUGUGACGUCUGUCGAGGACGGGAUUGCCAGUUUGAGAGGCAUCGUGAGCAUCACGGUUUCCCUGGAGCUCGGCAGCGCCGUGGUGAAGUACGUGCCGUCGGUGAUAAGCCUGCCGCAGAUUUGCUGUCACAUUGAGGACAUGGGCUUUGGGGCCAGCAUCGCGGAAGGAAAGGCUGACUCCUGGCCUCUCCGGUCCUCGCCAGCCCUGGAGGCCGUGGUCAAGCUUCGGGUGGAGGGCAUGACCUGCCAGUCCUGCGUCAGCUCCAUCGAGGGCAAGCUCGGGAAGCUGCAGGGAGUGGUGCGCGUCAGGGUGUCGCUCAGCAGCCAGGAGGCCGUCGUCACUUACCAGCCUUACCUCAUUGGACCCCAAGACCUCAGGGACCACGUAAAUGACCUUGGAUUUGAAGCUGUCGUCAAGAACAAAGUGGCUCCGGUCAGCCUGGGGCGGAUCGACAUCCGGCGGCUACAGAGCACCAACUCAAAGACACCUUCACCGUCUAACCAGAAUGCCAACAACUCCCAGACCGCGGAGCCCCCCGGGGACCACGUGGUCACCCUGCAGCUGCGAGUCGAGGGCAUGCGCUGUCAGUCUUGUGUCCGGAACAUUGAAGAGAAUGUCAGCCAGCUCCCAGGGGUUCGGCGCGUUCAGGUGUCCUUGGAGGACGGGACCGCUCAGAUCCAGUUCCACCCGUCCUCUGCCUCCCCGGAGGGCCUGCGGAGGGCCAUCGAGGCGCUUCCGCCGGGGCACUUUAAAGUCUCUCUUGCUGACGGAGCAGAAGGAAGUGGGACAGACGACAGGCCUCCCGCGCGGCGCUCCCCGGGCGGGGUCCAGGGAAGCCAGGGGCCAGGCGCGGGCCGCACCGUGCGGCUGGCUGUUGCGGGCAUGAACUGUGCCUCCUGUGUCCAGUCCAUCGAAGGCCUGCUCUGCCGGAGGGAAGGGGUGCAGCAGACAUCAGUGUCUCUGGCGGAAGGGACUGCAGCGAUUCUCUAUGACCCCUCGGUAACGAGCCCCGAAGAGCUCCGAGCCGCCGUGGAAGACGUGGGGUUUGAGGCUUCGGUCGUUUCUGACUACCGCGCUGGCAGCCACGUUGGAGAGCUCAGCGCAGCAAACGGCCCGGCGCAGACUGCAGCCAGCACACCUGUGUCUGUCCGGGAGGUGGCUGUCCCCGCUGGGGCGCCCCCCAGGGCGCACAGCCCUGGCCUCCCAGCCGAGUCCCCGCAGGCCUCGCCCUCGGCGGCACCGCAGAAGUGCUUCUUGCAGAUCUCGGGCAUGACCUGCGCAUCCUGCGUGUCCACCAUAGAGAGAAGCCUGCAGAAGGAGGCUGGUAUUCUCUCCGUGCUGGUUGCCUUGAUGGCCGGAAAGGCGGAGGUCAAGUACGACCCGGAAGUCAUCCAGCCACUCGAGAUAGCCCGGCUCGUCGAGGACUUGGGCUUUGAGGCGGCAGUGCUGGAGGACUACGCAGGCUCCAACGGCGACAUCGAGCUCAUCAUCACUGGCAUGACCUGCGCUUCCUGUGUUCACAACAUCGAGUCCAAACUCAAGCGGACGAGCGGCGUCACCCACGCCUCCGUGGCCCUGGCCACCAACAAAGCCCGCGUGAAGUUCGAUCCUGAAAUCAUCGGUCCGCGGCGUAUUGUCAGAAUUAUUGAGGAGCUCGGCUUUCGUGCUUCCCCGGCCCAGAGGAUCCCCGGCGCCCACCACCUGGACCACAGGGCGGAAAUACGGAGGUGGAGGAAUUCUUUCCUGUGCAGCCUGGUGUUUGGCAUCCCUGUCAUGGGUUUAAUGAUCUACAUGUUGAUAUCCAGCAGCAAACCCCACGAGUCUAUGGUCCUGCACCACAACAUCAUUCCUGGAUUGUCCGUUCUAAAUCUCAUCUUCUUUAUCUUGUGUACCUUUGUCCAGCUUCUCGGCGGGUGGUACUUCUACGUCCAGGCCUACAGGUCGCUGAGACACAGGACGGCCAACAUGGACGUGCUCAUCGUGCUGGGCACGAGCGUCGCCUACACCUACUCGCUGGUCAUCCUGGUGGUGGCCCUGGUCGAGGAGGCCGAGAGGAGCCCUGUGACAUUCUUUGACACGCCCCCCAUGCUAUUCCUCUUCGUGGCCCUGGGGAGGUGGCUGGAACACAUUGCCAAGAGCAAAACCUCGGAAGCCCUUGCGAAACUCAUGUCUCUCCAAGCCACAGAAGCCACCGUGGUGACCCUUGGCAAGGACAACUUAAUCAUCAGAGAGGAGCAGGUGCCUGUGGAGCUGGUGCAGCGGGGCGACGUCAUCAAGGUCGUUCCAGGGGGCAAGUUCCCAGUGGACGGGAAAGUCCUGGAAGGCAACACCAUGGCUGACGAGUCCCUUAUCACAGGAGAAGCCAUGCCUGUCACCAAGAAGCCCGGGAGCAUGGUGAUCGCAGGCUCCAUAAACGCGCACGGCUCUGUGCUCAUCAGCGCCACCCACGUGGGCGACAACACCACCUUGGCUCAGAUUGUGAAGCUGGUGGAAGAGGCUCAGAUGUCAAAGGCCCCCAUCCAGGAACUGGCUGACCGGUUCAGUGGCUAUUUUGUCCCAUUUAUCAUCAUCAUUUCAACUUUGACGUUGGUGGUAUGGAUUGUAGUCGGUUUUAUCGAUUUCGGUGUUGUUCAGAAAUACUUUCCUACCCCCACCAGGCACACGUCCCGGGCGGAGAGGGUCAUCCGGUUCGCCUUCCAGACAUCGAUCACGGUGCUGUGCAUUGCUUGCCCCUGCGCGCUGGGCCUGGCCACGCCCACGGCGGUCAUGGUGGGCACGGGCGUGGCCGCGCAGAAUGGCAUCCUCAUCAAGGGCGGCAAGCCGCUGGAGACCGCCUACAAGAUAAAGACAGUGAUGUUUGACAAAACCGGCACCAUCACCCACGGGGUCCCCAGAGUCACGCGGGUCCUCCUGCUCGUGGACGUGGCCACGCUGCCGCUCCGGAAGCUUCUUGCCGUGGUGGGGACGGCAGAGGCCAGCAGCGAGCACCCCUUGGGUGUGGCUGUCACCAAAUACUGUAAAGAGGAACUCAGAACAGAGACUCUGGGGCACUGCAUGGACUUCCAGGCCGUGCCCGGCUGCGGCAUUGGCUGCAAAGUCAGCAACGUGGAAGGCAUCCUGGCCCACAGCGAGCGCCCGGACCAACAGGCCUCUCACCCGAACGGGGUUGGCAGUGUCUCUGCGGAAACAGACAGAGCCCCCCAGACCUUCUCUGUGCUGAUUGGAAACCGAGAAUGGAUGAGGCGCAACGGCUUAGCCAUCUCCCGCGACGUCAGUGACUCGAUGACAGACCACGAGAACAAGGGCCACACAGCCAUCCUGGUGGCCAUUGACGGGCUGCUCUGCGGGAUGAUCGCCAUCGCGGACGACGCCAAGCCAGAGGCCGCCCUGGCUGUGCACACGCUGAAGAGCAUGGGUGUGGACGUGGCCCUCAUCACCGGGGACAACCGCAAGACCGCCAGAGCCAUCGCCACCCAGGUUGGCAUCAACAAAGUCUUCGCAGAGGUGCUGCCUUCCCACAAGGUGGCCAAGAUCCAGGAGCUGCAGAAGGCAGGGAAGAAGGUGGCCAUGGUGGGGGAUGGGGUCAACGAUGCCCCCGCCUUGGUCCAGGCCGACGUGGGCAUCGCCAUCGGGGCAGGCACGGACGUCGCCCUCGAGGCGGCCGACGUCGUUCUCAUCCGAAACGACCUGCUCGACGUGGUGGCUGGCAUUCGCCUCUCCAAGAGGACCGUCUGGCGGAUUCGGCUCAACCUGGUGCUGGCGCUGAUCUAUAACCUGGUCGGGGUCCCCAUCGCGGCAGGCGUCUUCAUGCCCCUCGGCGUCGUGCUGCAGCCGUGGAUGGGCUCGGCGGCCAUGGCGGCGUCCUCCGUGUCUGUGGUUCUGUCGUCGCUGCAGCUCAAGUGGUAUAAGAAGCCUGACCUGGAGAGGUACGAGGCCCAGGCCCGGGGCCGUGUGCGGCCCCUCACCGCGUCCCAGGUCAGCGUGCACGUGGGCAUGGACGACCGGCGGUGGGAUUCCCCCAGGGCCCCGCCCCACGACCAGGUCAGCUACGUCAGCCAGGUGUCUCUGUCCUCCCUGAAGUCCGACCAGCCGUCUCGGCACAGCCCCCCGGCCGAGGACGGCGGGGACAAGUGGUCCCUGCUCCUGAAUGACAGGGACGAGGAGCAGUGCAUCUGAAAGCCCCCAGGUGCGCCUGCCCAGGGGCCCCUCUCCGCACUGACCAGCAGCUCUGGCCCCGCGGGGCGGGCGAAGCCUUGGGCAAGCCUUUCACCCCCCGGACAUGCUGGAUCUUUCCUCUUGCCGCACGUGGCGUGGCCCAGAUGGGGCUCCCGGGUAGGGCCACCUGCCUGGACCCCACGGCCCCGGCAAGGCCUUGCCGUGCCGUUGGUGUGGCCUCUGGAGGAGGGGACAGCCAGCCCUGCUGACAGACCUCUGCUUCGGCCUCAGGGAUGACCGCUUGUGAAAUGAGGAAACUCUCGCCUCGCCCGGACGCAGCGGAGCCUUGCCACAGAGCUCACGGGAAACCUCAGCGCUGUCCCCUUGGUUACAACGCCCGCGGGCAUCGCGUACCUAAGACCGGCUUACCUCACAUGCGCCCUUUACUCUCCACUGCUACAAUCUGUUUCUUUUCUGUCCUUGACGCUGGGUGGCACCCUCACCAUCUUUCAGGGCAGGACUGACGUCCUCGCGGUCGCGGCUGCAGUGCGGGCGCCAGCGCCCUGCCUGGGUCGGCUUGCUCCCAGCGCAGCCAGGGCCCCUGAGCCUCCACCCCAGGCCGGGGACAGCCCGAGCCUGCUGAGGGGCCGCCUCCCUGUGGGGGCCGGGCUUCUCGCCCCACAAGGGCUGCCCUGUGGGAGGGAAGGGCUCCGAGCCCGAGGCUUGAGAAAUCCCGCCUCCUGUGGGGUCCCUGUGCUUCAGCCCCCAGAACCUGUGGGGGAGGCCUGUGCCUGCAGGAACCUCCUUCAUGGCACCAGGAGCUUCGGUGACAGGGUCUGUCAUGUGACUGUCACAGUCCAAGAGAGAAGCCAUGUGAAGGGUGCCCCUGACAUCAUGCAAUUCAGAGGCGUCACAGCCCCUCCACAAGCUGCUGCCGCUGCUGCACUCUGAGCUGGUGGUGCUUUAGUAAAGGGGUGGCCGCCGGCCUUGCAAAGGCCAAGUCCUUUUGUCACUUUUCAAUGGCUCUUCGUGACUGCGUCACGUUGAAGGGAUGGGAACAUGGCUAAUUUCAGACUUUGCAGUUGCUGACGUGGGAAUAGAGUAGUAGAAUCAGAAUCUUAGAAUCGUAAAUGCUCUGCCUAGUCUAAAUUCUAAGGGGAAUCCCUUGUUGCACGCACAAAAUCGUUUAAUUUAUUGUCAGUUAUUUUCCAAGGCAAUGUUGAACGCUUUUCACAAGUUACCGCUAAUCCUCCCAACAAACCAGCCCAGCAAAUACAUGGUCCACCCUGAAGCAGGCUCCGGGGGCUGAGCAUCCUGCCGGGACCACGCCGCCAGCACACGUGCCAGAGCUGGCGUCCAAGCCGAGGCCUGUGGGCUCUGCCGUCUUUCUGUACUGCUGCUGUGUCUUGAAUGUUUCCCUUGAUAAAAAUAAACCGGAAAGGCCCUUGCUCCUGGAAUAACAAGCCUGCCAGGCGAUGUGUCCGUGGGAGGGACAUGGAAUGAAAUUUGAUCACAAGGCCACGUCUCCUUCCCUUGGAUGAUUUGUUCUUGUUUUUGCAAGUAAUUGAGUUUUUGUUGGGUCUUAUCCUCUAAAAUCCAAGUGCAGGGUUUUGCUGUGUUUUUAUUCUUUCCCAUCUUCCUUUUCCUCCCCAGCCCCUUCCUGCCACGUGUCCCCAUUUGUCUUUAGUCCUGGCUAUGCUUGGGGACUGUCUCUUCUAACCAGGCUAAUCAUCUUCUGGAGACACCAGUUGCGUUGAUUUUUCAAAAAGCUUUUAGGACCGUAAAUAUGUUUAUGUAGACAUGAAGAUAUUUAUGUAUUGUACAGAAAAUAAACUUUUAGGUGUUCAAAGUAUAAGAAUUUGCAGGGAGGGGAGGAG